AGUAUCCUUUGAUUCUCAUAUUUCUGCCAGCUUUGACUCUUGUAUUUUCUGUGACUCCGUUAACUGGAGAAUCAACAUGUAAAGAAGUCAUCUUCAAGGAAAUCACGAAAUCAAAAUGCUUGAUUGAUCAGAUGAAAAUACAUAAAAACACAUCUUCUACUGAAGACUGUGCACUUCGGUGUAUUUUACACCAUAAGUGCCAUUAUUUUAGCUACUGUAAUGGCUCAUGUUAUAUGCACCGAUUGCUUUACGAAAAAGAAAUUAAAAAAGAUUAUGAUUGCAACUGUUCAUCGUAUAUUUUGCUUUCUGCAAACAAUAAAAACUGGCAGAGAGCAUUUGAGAUGACCAAAGAUUCAUUUAAAAGAAGCCCUAUUUAUUUAUACUGGGACAAAUUGCCUAUUGUAAAGGUCAGAUUUCGGUUGAGUAGAAAACAAGAUAAACGUAUAUUCAUUUUCAACGGUACAGGGACAAAUUCUACAUCGUGGUUCCAGAAAGACAAAGUCAUUACAAUUCUAUGGAACGGCUGGGAUCCACAGAACUUAACUUUCAAUGAGAAUUUCAGUCACCCGUAUUUUAGAAUCGAGGGUCCUUCUCAGACUACGAUAGAAGCCAAAAGAGAAAUCGGAAAUAAUGAAAAGUAUGAUAUUUCCGUGAAAAGUUUACUGAGGAAUUUAAGCAUCAGUUUCGAAACUCUGUACAUCACUGUUCUUUUCAAUUAGAAUAUACAUUAUUGGAAAAACUGCUUUUUUUUUUUUACAUCCACCCAUACAUACAUACAUACAUACAUACAUACAUACAUACAUGAUGGCCGUCCACUCGUGACCGAGGAAGACCAUUGCCAACCUUCAGGAACAUUGCGCGCUCUAGGACUAACUUAUAUUUUGCAUUUGCAGCUCCGUUGGUGGCUAAUGAGCCCUGCUCUUGACAAGCAUACAUACAUACAUACAUACAUGCAUUCAUACACACACACACACACACAUACAUACAUACAUACAUACAUACAUACAUAAAUAAAUACAUAGGCUUGUCAAAACUGGAAGGGAGAAAGCUAAUUCGAAGACUACAGAUCCAAUCCA
This is a messenger RNA of Octopus bimaculoides (California two-spot octopus), 1076 nucleotides long. RefSeq lists its product as uncharacterized. The record is from RefSeq and is a predicted model, not a curated record. Lineage: Eukaryota; Metazoa; Mollusca; Cephalopoda; Octopoda; Octopodidae.